Messenger RNA from Cricetulus griseus (Chinese hamster), 1708 nucleotides. NCBI's taxonomy places the organism in Eukaryota, Metazoa, Chordata, Mammalia, Rodentia, Cricetidae. The record is from RefSeq and is a predicted model, not a curated record.
AUCUUUAAUCCUCUUUCACAGGAUCAUGGAUGAGGGUCGAAAAACAACAACAACAACAAAAAAACCAAACAAAAAUAAUACAGCAGUACCCGAAAAUACUCUUAGAAAAGACUUGAAAGUUGUCGGAAACAUACACAAUGUAGAUGGGCACAGAAAGCCAGUCUAGGAAGAUGAUUUACACUGUGGUGUCGGCUUUUAUAGAAUUCAGAGUAAAUGCAGUAUUGUUUAGGCUCAAAAGUACAUGUGAUCAGAUUGUUUCUGAAAGGAAACAAAUGAGGACGAUCAGAUUGCAGCUCCUUGGAAGCAGCCUACAGAGAUGCAAGCAGUUAGUAGCACUGUGGUUGGUGUGGCUGGAAAUCUUUUAACUGAGCCAAUAGGCUACUUGGAAUCAUGUUUCUCAGCCAAGAAUGGUACUCCAAGGCAGCCGUCCAUUUGUAGCCACUCCAGAGCCUGUUUAAAGAUCAGAAAGAACAUCUUUAAUAAUCCAGAACAUUCCUUGAUGGGCCUAGAACAGUUUUCUCAUGUUUGGAUUUUGUUUGUUUUUCACAAAAACGGCCAUUUGAACUACAAGGCAAAAGUGCAGCCGCCUAGGUUGAAUGGGGCAAAGACUGGCGUGUUCUCCACAAGGAGCCCACAUCGCCCUAAUGCAAUAGGACUGACCCUGGCCAAACUGGAGAAGGUGGAAGGUGGCGCUGUAUACCUGUCUGGAAUUGACAUGAUACAUGGCACACCUGUGCUAGACAUAAAGCCCUACAUUGCUGACUAUGAUUCACCUCGGAGCGAGGAGCCUUUGGAAGAUUUGAAUGUGCAGAGUAACCACCGUCUGCUGAGGCCUGCAUCCCAGUCUGAUGGCACAGCUGACAGUUGUGACCAGCGGCUGCCCUUAGGGUGUGGGAAAGCACAGCAUGGCCGUAGCACUGAGGAGAAACAGACAUGCCUUGAAGACAGAACCCCAGAAGAAAACUUCACAAAGUCCAGAGACAGUACAGAAAUCCAGCACACUUCGCCUGAGGAUAGAGAGACAGUAGUGGAUUUGGUGCUGGAAUCAAGCAGAAGUGACAGUGUGGGUAUGGCUGAAGAGCAGCGUGGCCCACAGGAUCUGAAAAGCUUUCUGGAUGAAGGCACAGAUAGGUCCAGGAACAUGGAACAUGCCUUGGGCCUGCAGGGGAGCAGUGCAGAGACACGGUGGCCUUCCUGCCAUGCCAGGACAACUGACAGAGUGCCCUGCAGUGUCGUCCCCACCUGGGUGAAGGAGGCCCCUGCACCCUCUUUACAAGUCCGGUUUACUCCUCAUGCUGAGCUGGACCUGAAGAAGCUCAGUCCAGGAGGUGCUGGUCAGGUGUCAUUUAGAUACUUUGAGUCCACAGACGAAGCCAAGCGUGCCAUCGAGGCUGUGCUGUCAGCAGACCCUCGAUCUGUGUACCGACGGAAGCUCUGUCAGGACCGCCUUUUUUUCUUCACUGUCGACAUAGCACACGUCACAUGCUGGUUUGGCGAUGGCUUUGCUGAGGUUCUUCGGAUUAAACUGGCUUCUGAGCCUGUUGAGAUGACUGACCCUGAGGAGUCCUUGGUGGCUCUGGGGUCUUGAGGAGCCCCAUUGUGUUUUUAGACAGCCUAGCUGAUCUCUGGAUGUACCUGCUUUUGCCCUUUUACUGCUUUGGUUGGUGCCUUUUAAAAUAUUUAUUUGAAGGAAAUGGUUUGGUUUUGA